Messenger RNA from Adineta steineri, 1101 nucleotides. Lineage: Eukaryota; Metazoa; Rotifera; Eurotatoria; Adinetida; Adinetidae. The record is from the annotation of a GenBank genome assembly.
AUGUCUCAAACGUCUUUGAAUCAAAACUCAUGGACAUUAUUACCGCAAUAUUCACCGAUACCAAAUGGUCUUGCGAACCUUUCUCUUGCUGGGCAACCAACAUUUCUUCCACCACAAAUACUUCCAUCAUCGCAAGUUCAAAUGCUAUCACCUAUUCUAAUGAAUAAACCUACUCGUUAUCAUGUUCCACGUAUUAAUCAACAUAAUUUAGAUGAUAUUCCAACAGAAUAUCGUUCUAUGUUAGCAAUAAAUUAUCCACCACGUAGUGAUGAUGAUCUUGAUGGAUGGUUUACGUAUUUUCAAUAUGAAGUUGCUAUUUAUAGACAAGCUAUGCGACGUAUUAUACUUGAUGUUAUGCAAUUCCGUCAUCAACAUAAAAUCUUAGUUUCAGCAAAUAUGGAUUUACAAUCAAAAAUCGAUAAUUAUGAUAAGAAAAAAAGAGUUUUAUAUCAACUUUUUGAAGGUGAUAAACUUGAUAAAGAAAAAAUUCGAGAAAUAUUUGGUCGUUUAAAUGGUAAAAUAACAGUUCAAGCAAAUGAAUUAAGAGCACAAGAAGUUAAAUUAAAGAUCUAUGAAAAAGAACUGACACGAAAACAAGAAUUACGUAUUCAAUAUGAUCAAUUAGUUCAUAAAAGUCAAUCACUUGAAAAAGAAAUAAGAAUAACAAAAGAACGAGUAGAUCGAGCAGAUACACUUGAAGAUACAAUGCGGUAUCAAGAACGUGUUAUUGAAAAACUUCAAGCAAUGAUUAGUAAUUAUAUGAGACAAAAACGUUCAGAUGGAACAAUUAAUGAUAUUGAUCGAACUUUAUUAACUGAACAUGCUGCACUUGGUGUUGAAACAAAAAGAUUUCGAUACCAAGGAGCACAACAGGGAAAUUCUACUGUAUUGGUCAAUAAUAGUCAGCAAGAUCUUGUAACACAAACUCAAGCUCGUCAAAUCGAACUUGAACAACAAAAUCUAGCAUUUCAAAAAGAAUUAGAUGAUUUAGGUGCCGAAUUUGAUGAAAAAGCCGAAUUAUGGAAAAGAGAGAAAGCUGAACUUCUUAAUCAUAUCGAUAGUAUCGAUAAACCAGAGCAUGCGGAUCCAGAUGCAGAAUGA